AUGCUUCCAACUAUCCCUAAUGAGCGGAAGAGACCUGCUGAAUCUGGUGAAGAACCGGAUGCAGGGCCAAAAAUAGCCCCGGCUCCAGAAGUACCUGAAGAACCAGAAAUCAUCGAGAUCCCAAUCUACAAUCGCACUCAAGAUUUCACGUCGAACUCCGACCCAAACCUGUCGGAUUGUGUCCUUGUGGCGGAUGGUCGGAAGUUCUACGCCGAUAAAAAAAAUCUCGCCCGUCACUCUCUGGUUUUAAACAAAAUGUUUUUCGGGCCGUCUUCCAACCAGGACGAAAUAAAACUAGACGACGUAACUGAGGAGACUCUCCAGAAAUUCCUGGAGCUCAGUGUGGGCUGUCAAGGCGUUCUCAGUGAUACAAACGUCGAGGGAGUCGUAAAACUCGCCCAUAAAUGGAGUGCUCCAGUGAUAAAAGAGGCUUGCGGGGAGUACGUGUCUAAAGAAUGUUCACUUUCACUUGAAAAGAAAUUGGAACUCGCUUCGCUGUUCCGAUUGAGUGAUAAGGUCAAGACUUCAUUGGUCUCCUCAAUAAAAGAUUGGACAAUUUUGGACUCUAUUAAAGACUCAACGAUCACAAUCGGCCAUGACACAUGUCUCAUGAAUCUACUGUUCAACAAAUGCAUGGAGCUUCAAAAAAAUCAACCAGUAGCUGUUAAUACAGCUCAACCACUUGUCCCGCAGGCUCUACCACAGGUCUCGCGGGCUCUAGUCGCUUUUCCUAUUCCGCUUCCAAUUCCGCCACUAAGAGGCCAACAAAAUUACGAAGAAUAUCGUCGAAGAGUGCGCGAGAGAAUAGAGCAACAUUCUGUCGAUGAACACAUGUACAAUAGAAGAGGACCAAGAACACCACCACCGGCGGGAAUUCCAGACUUCAUUCAUAUUCCACAAGAAAGAGACUAUCUACGUUUUUAA
Molecule: messenger RNA, 924 nt
Organism: Caenorhabditis remanei
Lineage: Eukaryota; Metazoa; Nematoda; Chromadorea; Rhabditida; Rhabditidae
Exons: 4
Coding region: 1-924 (307 amino acids)
Molecular function (GO): protein binding
Source: RefSeq, a predicted model, not a curated record